AUGGCUUCCUCUGAUCGACACUUUGGUAAGGGCAUCUAUGUCCCUACCGUCGCCUUCUUUACCCCAGAGGAUAACCUGGACAUCCCCACCACCGAGAAGCACGCCGCCUACCUCGCCCAGACAGGCGUUAUGGGGCUAGUCGUGCAAGGCAGCAACGGCGAGGCCGUGCAUCUGGAUCGCGAGGAGCGCAACGCCAUCACAGCGGCCACGCGCCGCGUCUGCGAAAGGAUCAAUCACUUGAUGCCAGUGAUCGUCGGCACGGGCGCCCCCUCGACGCGCGAGACCAUCGCCCUGUGCAAGGACGCCGCCGAGGCCGGCGGCGACUACGCGCUGGUGCUGCCCCCCAGCUACUACAAGGGGCUGGUCUCGACAGAGGCGAUGCUCAACCACUUCCGGGAGGUCGCCGACGCCUCGCCCAUCCCGGUGCUCAUCUACAACUUCCCGGGGGCGUCGGCGGGGCUGGACCUUAGCUCGGACGACAUCCUCGCGCUGGCGCAGCACCCCAAGAUCGUGGGCGUCAAGCUGACCUGCGGCAACACAGGCAAGAUGGCGCGCAUCGUUGCUCAGGCGCCCGAGGGCUUCUUGACGUUUGGCGGGUCCGCCGACUUCAUACUGCCGACGCUCAGCGUAGGUGGUGCGGGGAUCAUCGGCGGCAUCGCCAACCUCAUCCCGCGGUCGUGCAUACAGGUCAGGGUGCUGCACCUGGACGGAAAGGUUGCCGAGGCGCAGAAGGCGCAGGCGGUGGUGGCCCGCGCUGACUGGUUGGCCAUCAAGGGAGGGUUCGUGGCGGUUAAGAGUGCGCUGCAGAGUUAUCGCGGAUAUGGAGGGCAGCCGCGGCGACCGUGCAUGGCGCCGUCGCCUACGGAGGCGGCCGCGCUAUCGGAGGCAUUUAGUGAAGCGAUGGAGAUGGAAAAGUCGUUUGAGAUAUUUUGA
Aspergillus campestris IBT 28561 is the source of this 933-nucleotide messenger RNA. Its product is annotated as dihydrodipicolinate synthase family protein. The transcript has a single exon. Lineage: Eukaryota; Fungi; Ascomycota; Eurotiomycetes; Eurotiales; Aspergillaceae. The record is from RefSeq and is a predicted model, not a curated record. Gene Ontology annotation, molecular function: 4-hydroxy-tetrahydrodipicolinate synthase activity. Bases 1 to 933 code for a protein of 310 amino acids.